Leptinotarsa decemlineata (Colorado potato beetle) is the source of this 7395-nucleotide messenger RNA. It is a transcript of the gene prd1, whose product is annotated as pleckstrin homology domain-containing protein pruning defect 1. Gene Ontology annotation, molecular function: kinesin binding. Lineage: Eukaryota; Metazoa; Arthropoda; Insecta; Coleoptera; Chrysomelidae. Gene Ontology annotation, biological process: Golgi organization; lysosome localization; regulation of protein localization. The record is from RefSeq and is a predicted model, not a curated record. Gene Ontology annotation, cellular component: endosome membrane.
UUUGAGUAAAUUGCUUAAAAAAUAUAAAGAAAUACUCGAGGAAAAUCAAUGCAGAUGGUGAAUGUGGAGCAGGGUAGUGGAAAAUGAUGAAACGCAUGCCCAAAUUGAUCAUUUUUAUUCAAGAUUGUGGGAUAUGGCAAACGGCAGCUAUGCUAAUGACGUAAAGUGCAAGUGCAUCAAAAUUACGCAUUAUUUCUGUAUAAUAUUUUGUGCCAUUUCCAUCUAUUCCCAAUUGAAAUCCAAUUAAGUAUGGAGACUGUUCUGCAAGACUUUGAUAAUAUUAACACAAAGACCUAUGAUUAUACUCUUAAGAAAUGUCAUGAUGCUAGUGAUGCACAAAUGACUUCAAGCACAGUAUCCAGUUUAUCGUCCCCCAUUGAUUCGGGAGUACAAUUACUAGAUAGUGAAAGUGAAGUAACAUCUGUUAUGUCUGUCAGUGGAUUCGGUUGUGAUAUAGAGGGUAUAUAUUCAGAUAGCGACAGACCUCACAAAGACAGAUAUGGAUCUAGUCAUAAUGAAGUGAGUGAAAUGAAAAAUGAGAAAUGCAUAAACUCCAUUGACAAGUUCUCAAAGAAAUGUAGUCCACAGCAAACAACUAUGGAUGAAGUCGAGAAACAUGACGAAGAAAAACCUUUGAAAGAACCUGCCAAAAUAAUGACAAGGAGUGAUAUUGUCAAUCAAAAUAUUGCUGAAGAUCACAAAUUGCUCUCCAAAUCAGUUCCAAGUUAUUUUGAUGACAAAAAGUUUGAAUUCAAAAGUUCAUCUCAUGCUCUUGAUUUAGAUUCUCAGAGAUUCAGCGAUGAUUUUUGCGAAAUGGAACACCCUAUCAAAAACACUGAAGCGGAUUUAAUGAAUGUAUCUCUGACAAGCUACGAACUUUUAGAUUAUACACUCCAGAAUAGAAACUUGGCUGUGGAGAAUUCAGACAUGCACGUUAGUCUCUCUGAAGAGGUGAAUGAAAACCUCAAACUGGCCUUGAAUCAGGCAAUAGCUACUCCAGAUCCAGUUCCUGAGGUGCCUCCUGUUGUGGAAAAUAAAGAUAAAGCUUUCGAAGAACAAAUAGUUUUCCGAAGACAGAGAAAGAAAAAAUCCAAGUCUGAUACACCAAAAAAACGGGUCUCCUUUCACGAAGAUAUACUCAACAGCACAAAAAUUGAUGAUAUUCACAUCAAUCAUGGGUUCAUCACACACGAACCAGAAGUUUCUUUGAGCUUCUUCCAGAGAGGAUUCAUACGAAAACCUGAUGUUGUCAAAGGUAGAUACAGUUGGGCAGCUGAAGGUGAUGCCCCUUAUUACGAAAAAGCUUCAACAAAUCGAGAAAUCAAAUCUGAUAUUUACAUUGCUCAUCCAAGGUAUUCCUCGACAUCGUCAAGUUCAACAGCCAGUAUGUCAAGUUCUAUUGAUGAAGAAGAUUCGGAAGAAGUGUUUGUAAAAAAGGAACCAAGUUUGAAAUCUAAACCAAAAUCAAGUUGCUUGAAAAAAACUAAACACACUAAAAGGUUCAUAGAUACCAAUAUUGUGCAGGAAGAGACCAAUUUGAAAAAGAAAAAGUCUGAAACGAAUCUGUUGGACUCCAACAUUUUUGGCAGCUUGAAGAAUAUUUUGACUUUCUCAACGUCGGUUCCUCUUGCAGAACGCGGAGUACCAGAGGGCCAAGAGGAUCUAUCGAUUUAUUCUUCCUCGCAGGGCAGUUCAAAUAAAAAGUCUUUAGGAAAUUUAAUGCUCAAAAAUUUUGAAACAAUAGAGAUAACACCACCAGCUGUGACCAAAUUAAAUCAAGCUAAAAACAAUUUAAAAUUAACUAAAAGCGAAGGCUUCUAUCCCACUUAUCCAAAUGUCCAACAAAAUCUACCCGGAAAUAUUAUUCUCUGCGACAGCAAUGUUUAUGAACAUAAAGGUAUUAGCUACUCCUAUGAGUACGAUAAAUUCCAAAAGUCUUUCGAAAAACAAAAUGAACCGAAAAGUUCAACAGUUUACCAGAAGAUUCUGAAAGAAUUCAACUUUUUUCGAAAGAGAGCUAGAGAACAGGAAGUCACAGGCGAAGAAGACUUUGAAAUUAUCAACAAGGCAUCCACUCCUAUCAAAAAUGAAGAAAGUGUCGAAGAAGUGGAAGAAUCUCAACCAAAAGAAGUUAAACCAGCCCCAAGCAAUAGUGCUCAGAGCAAAUUCUCCUCCACCAGCAAAUUGGAUUGGUCCGAUAACGAAACUGUUUCUGAUUUUGCAGAGCCGCAAAACCCGAGACAUUUGAGCUCGCCCAAGAGGAAAGUAAACAGAAGCAAUCAUUACUCAGUCAGCAACUCUUUCAAAAUACCGCUUUCAGAAAGAAGUGAAGGGUCGGAUUUGUCAAGAUCAUUGCCUUCUGGGAAGGCAUCAAAUUCCAAAUCCUCAUUGAUUAACAGAUUUUUGAGGAAUGUUACCUUGAAGAAAAUGCUCGAUGUGAAGAUUCAGAAUAAGGAAAGAAAUUCUAGAAGACCGUUGAGUUUGUAUAUUGAAGGGGUGAAACCUGGGGAAGAAUGUAACGAAAUUGACAGGGAAUUGGAGAAAGAAAUCCUUAAUGGGAGAAAGAAACUGGUUAACUUCGCGGAUAGUUUGGAUAAAAAAAUUGUGAUACAGUUUCGAAAGGAAGUAUUUAGGAGCAGACUAGAGAAGCUGUUGAGGAUCUUUCAUGUGAGGAGCGCCUACACAACAAAUGGCGAUACAAAACCCCUUAUCGUUCUCCUGUCAGACAGCACCCUCUAUGUUACCGGUACAAAACCAAAUGGUUCUAUCAUGAAUCAUUUCGUGUUACCUUACACCGAACUUGAUACAAUACUUAUUGGUCCCAAUGCUCAGACCAUCCACUUUUCCAAUUACGACAAAGAGAUGCAGUGUAUCGUCAGUACUGGUUGUAGCGAUAUAACCGGGGAACUUGUCGGACAACUGGAAAUCGCCAUGAGAAGAGACAGUAAUAAGCCCAAACUGCCUGCUGUGAAUCGGCUGAAUAUGAGGGAUAUGGUAAACCUGAGAAGGGCUGUUUGCAAACAAACAUCUGUGAGCAAGGAUGAAGAAUAUUAUUAUUAUAGCAUCGUUAACGUCCAAGAUUUUACAUCAGAGACCGACCCCACUCCACUAGGACCAAACAAAGAAGGUCCUCUCAUGUUCAAAACUUCAGAAUCGGAGUCAUCCCGAUGGGAAACGGCAUAUUUCAUUUUGAAGGCCGGUGUACUGUACAUGUUGUCUGCUCCUUCGCAGAGGGUACCCAUGAGGGUGUUUCCUUUGAUAAAUGGUUCUUGCCACGGUGCCAGGAGAGUCGUGAAUAGUCCAAGACCGCAUACCUUUCAGCUAAUAGUGGAGGGGAAAAGCUUGCUCUUAGCAGCUCCGGAUGAGUAUGUUACCAGCGAAUGGUUGCAAGAAUUGGUGCACGCAGCUAGUGGGACAUACACACACCAUCGCGAGAAAAAUCCCACACAGUCAUGCUCUCUACUCCUGACAAACGAUCACAUCUUGACGGUGCGAGAAGUUUUCCCUCACACCAUCAAUUUUAUGCCGAAUUUGGCGUGUCAGCAUGAACCCGACAAAGGGAUCCAAGCCCUGUCCUGUGCCUCGAUUCUAGAUUUAACAUCAUUCCGCCUACCAUCGGCUGAACAGAGCUGGUGCAUUUUGGAAUUUGCUUGCAGAGAAGUGCAUGAGUACAGCGGGGACUGGAUAUUAUACUUUAGCACUAACACGGAACUCGAGAAGUUUAUAUCGACCCUUGAAUAUCUUUGGCAAUACACUAACGAAAGGGAAGAGUCAUUUCCGUUGAGCACUAUUCCUGAAACGGAUCCCCUGAGCAAGAAAUGCGUGGAUGUUUAUACGUCUUUGAUAAAAACAUGGCCGUCGAACACUGUACUUUUACAGUUUUUGUGAAGAGGAAAAAUCUUUGGGUAAUAUUUUUGUAAUUACGCUUCUCAUUAUUUUUAGCUCUAUAUUUUUAUUGUAGACAAUUUGUAUAUAUUUAUUGUUACAUUUAUUAGUUUUUACUCGUUAAUUUAUCUGGGAGUAGCUUUACAAUGCGGGAUUACCUUUUCAUCUCUAGUCAUUUUUUUUAAUUUGUAAUAUGAAGUAUUGUGAUAAUUAUGGAUAUAAUGAUUAUAGUAAUUGUGGUAUAGUAAGUACCUAACCAAUAACUUUAAUAUACGCUUUAGUAAUCAUAAAUGAGUAUGCACAUGUAGACAUGACACUUUAUUCUUAGGAAACAAUUGAUAUUUUUAGUAUAUAGUUAUCGGAACUAUUUAUCUAUUUAAACUAUUGCUCAGUUUCUUGGUAUGAGACUAAUAUGACAUUUUGUUUGAAUUCAUUCCAUCAACAACAACAAUAUCAGUGAAAUUUUAAGGUGAAGCAGAUAUAAGUACUUUUCAUUAUAGUUUCGAUCGAAAUCUGAGACUUCUACUCUAACGUAGAAAUAUAACAGAAUCAUGAUUUUAUUGUCACAUAAGUCACAUAUCGACGCAUAAAUUCGGGUUUUAUGGUGGAACAGCUUCAAACCCUGCCCAGAAUCAUCAAUUCGUUGAUGUUUUUAGUCGAUUGUGAGCUUAUACGGCACCCACUUUGAACUCACAUAUUCGUGUACGAUAUUUCUUAACACAUUUCUUUGAUAUCGUCAGAUAUCCAAAAUUAAUUUGUGGAUUCUUUAUGUUUUUGUCGGUAACAGCCUCUUUUGGGGCUCCCACUGCGUGCAUCGUCUUCGGUGCUCAUAUCACCUCGUUUAAACUUGGCAAAUUACUUCUCAACGAUUGAUUUUCCUGGUGUACAGAUUUUUUUCGCCAAAAAGCAAUGCUUUGGUACCACACGAAAUUCAUUUUUAUCCAUUUUUUUGAAAAUAAUAAAAGUUGCUUCACUAAAAAUAUUCUAUUCCACAAACUAAUACUCCGACAGCUGUAUUAGUUUGUGGAAUAACUGAAAAUCAUACCGAUUUGAUACUAGUACCGCCAUCUGUGGGUAGCCUAGGAUAUUUUCAGACCUCCUAAUGGUAUAAUUAGUAUUCUUUUCGUUUCUAUCUUUCAUCGGUAUGAUUGUUAAAUUAUUCAAUAAAUCAAAUUUGUUUUUUUUUCUAAUUUCAUAUUUAGUCUUUCUCAACUUAUUUCAUUUCCAUUCUCAUCUCUUUUGGACGACUUAUUCGUCACCCCUACCAUUCAUUCAAAUAUAGUAUAAAUAUAACUUUGCAAAGUAUUUCAAUAAAAAUUUUCCACCCAUUCAUUGGGUCAAACUAGUCUCAUACUGAGAUACCUUCAAUAGCCUGAUGUUAUUUUCUAUAUUCAAUAUAAUCUCUCUAUAUCACUGUACUAUUGAGUAAUGAAACUGAAACGUAUAUACCUACUACUUAAUGUGUACGUAAGUUUUCUCUAUGGGAAAUAUAUACUCACUCAUGUUUUUUAGAAAGUGUAAAAAAAUCACAUGAAUUAUAUGAAGUUUUUAGUAAUAAUUAUGACGUAACGAUUGAAAUGUGAUAUUAAAGAAGUGAAGUCGCUUGUGGGGAACUUAAUUGGCUUGCAAGUUUUCUUCCAAUAUUUUGGAAUAUUAUUUUUUACUACCCUAAGCUUGUACAGAUACUCUACACUUUGAAAAUAGGGAUAUCGUUUCAAGCAUAUAAUUUAGCUUGUUAAUUCAUUUGGAAAUGCCACUAAUACAGCUCUGAAGCUUCUUGUAAUUAUUUAAAAUCUAAAUUCCCUUUUGUAGAUAGUAAUAAACAUCUUUCACUUUGAACAUAUUGCGAGGCCACUAGAUACAUAUAUCUGAAUGAUUUUUUGGCUGAAUUCUAUUUCAAAUUUUUGGCAGUUUACUGCUUAUUACAGAAUCAUGAAAUGUCUAACUUCAAAUUGGAAUGUGUUGUAUUGUCACAAAUAAAUUAUGUUUUCCUAUGUAUCUAAUGGUCUAACAUAACUUUUGAUGCGGGUCAAAUGCGCCGUAAGGGAAGCAAACACCAUAAAAAAAGAAGAAGAAGAAGAACUUUUAAUGAGUUACAGUUUUAUUUUCAAACAGAUUUUCAUAACAUUUCCAUACAAUCAAGAACGGUAAUAAUGUACUAUUGAAUUAAUUGAAGCUUGGUCAGGUUUUGUUUUUGGGGAUUGUUGACUCCCAUCUACCUGAGUUAUAGAAGGAUGUAGAAUAGCAGUACAAACACCUUACUGUUCAAGCAUAUAAUUUAGCUUGAUCAUUCAUUUGGAAAUGUCACUAAUACAGCUUUGAAGCUUUUUGUAAUUAUUUAAAAUCUGAAUUCCCUUUUUGUAGAUAGUAAUAAACAUCUUUCACUUUGAACAUAUUACGAGGCCACUAGAUACAUGUAUCUGAAUGAUUUUUUAGCUGAAUUCUAUUUCAAAUUUUUGGCAGUUUACUGCUUAUUACAGAAUCAUGAAAUGCCUAACUUCAAAUUGGAAUGUGUUGUAUUGUCACAAUAAAUUAUGUCUUCCUAUGUAUCUUAUGGUCUAACAUAACUUUUAAUGCGGGUCUGAUGCGCCGUAAGGAAAGCAAACACCAUAAAAAAAGAAGAAGAACUUUUAAUGAGUCCCAGUAUCAUCUGAGAAAGUAGUUGUUCUCUGGCAGGCAUUUACUAGAAACUACGGUAUAGUUUCUUUGGUGGGGAGAUGAAUGUUUUGAGAUUAUUUCGAAAUAUUUAUUUUCCUAUUGAAAGUAUUAGAAGGGACACAGUUGGGAGCUUUUAUCUAUCUGCGACUGCAAAACCAGUCAUGUAUUGAUUAUUUUUGAUCGGAUGUUUCACAGACACUGAAAAAAAAGUUUAUUUCAAAAUUUGGUUUCAGUUUCUUUGUCAGAUGCAUUUUUCUUGCCGGUCAACAGGCAUAAUUGAAAGAAUAAUAAGUUUUUUCAGAAGGAAAAUAUGAUGAGGUUACUACUUUCUAAUGUUUCAUUUUCCAAAGUGGUGACUCGGAACCCUCUUUAUUUUCAAUUACUUGAAAAUGUAUUCAUUCUGAGCAUUUUUAUGAAAUGAAGUUGCACAUUUUACUAUUUGGGGAUAUACUGUACUCUACUUAUGUUAAUAUGGAAAACACAAAACUCACCUCAAGUCUUUUCAUUCCAAGUCACAGGAGAUAUAUUUGUUAUAGAUGAAUGUUGUAUAACUAUGUUACUGUAAGGGUGCUCUGUUGAAUAUUUGAUUUGCGGUGCUGUUUUUAGGAAUAUGUUGUUAUGUUACGCUUGUUAAAUGGGGUAGUAUUAUUUGUGAUAAAAUUAGGCAGUGAAUUUGAUUGAUAAUUUGUAUUUUGAAAACAUUUGGAGAUUUGAUAUAUGAUACAUGAUAAUUCUAGCGUUAGAAAAUAUUGCUUAUGCUCAUAUAUCGUCUCUCUCAAUGAUCGUGAUUGAUGGGAAUGUGUAUUAAAUUAUAUUUGCUUGCAUAUAACAGAAAUAAACCACUGAAUUUUC